GGACGAGAUUUUUUGUUUUUUAUUUUUUAUCAAAAAUCAAUUCGCACUUUUCGGCUUCUCCUCUCCAUUUUCUGACUUUCAUCCAAUCAUCCUUCAAAACCUUUACCACCGAACCUGCCCCAGCCAGCCAGCCAGCCACCGGCUUUAACUGCUACCUUCAUCCUUCACCGUCCGGCGACGACUCCACCCAGGCAGUCAUUGACCGGCCCACCGAACCUGCUGCAGCUAGCCACCAAAACCAUGGUUCUCUGCAAGUUUUUUAAGCAUGGAGCAUGUUUAAAAGGGGAGCAUUGUGAAUACGCACAUGAUUGGAAUGCCCCUGCAAAUAAUAUAUGCACUUUUUAUCAAAGAGGAGUCUGUGCUUAUGGAAGUCGUUGCAGAUACGACCAUCUUAAAAUUUCAAAGGUCCAAUCUUCUAGCUCCUCGUCAUCCAUUAAUUUCUUUGAAGCAAAGACUCCUGGGGUAACUAUCAGUGGGAUGGCUCCAGUCUCUAGUGUUCAGCCAGAACUGUCACCAGUUAGCAGAGAGUGCCUUCCUUCCAGUAAAGCAGCUUGGAAUCAACAGCCUGAGAAUCCUGGUUAUGUUGAAGAUGAUUUUGUUCCCCAUCCUAGGAGUGAUCGACUGGCUGAUCAAAUUAUAUGUUCAUUUGCUGCUGCUGGAACCUGUCCCAGAGGGGAUAAGUGUCCUCAUAUUCAUGGUGACUUGUGUCCAACAUGUGGAAAACACUGCCUACACCCUUAUAGGCUUAAAGAGAGAGAGGAACAUUCACAAACUUGUGAGAAAAUGCAAAAGCACCUUGAAGCACUGAAACAAAGUCAAGAGAUAGAAUGCAGUGUGUGUCUAGAACGUGUCCUUACAAAGCCUGUUGGUGAACGGAAGUUUGGUUUACUGUCAGAAUGUGACCAUCCAUUUUGUAUAAGUUGCAUCAGGGGUUGGCGUAACAGCUCACCAUCCUCUGGAAUGGAUGUUAAUUCUACAUUGAGGGCCUGCCCUAUAUGUCGCAAACUUUCAUACUUUGUCAUUCCAAGUGUGAUUUGGUAUUUUUCUAAUGAGGAGAAGGAGGAAAUUGUUGAGAGUUACAAGGCCAAACUUAAGUCCAUCGAUUGCAAGUACUUUGAAUUUGGAAAUGGAUCGUGCCCAUUCGGAACUAGUUGUUUUUACAAGCAUUCAUAUCGUGAUGGCAGUGUUGAGGAAGUCGUGCUACGUCAUCUUGGGGCUGCCGAUGGCGAAACUGUAAUAGCAAAAAAUAUUAGGCUUGCAGACUUCCUCAGAAAUUUGCAUAUAAGCUGAACUUAGAUUGGUUUGCAUGUAUCUUAUACACAUAAUUUAUGGAUUAUCUGAACUUAAAAUAUCCAAUCUCAGUUGCAUCUGGAGGUGAAAGUUCUUGUCAAUUUUAGGUAGAUUCUUGUUUUGAUUUGGGUACGAUUUGUACUUAAUCACGAGAAUAAGCAUACUCGCUGCUGUGAGAGAUUAAUACCAACCUUAUUAAUGACGCAUUACUACUUGUAUGAAAAUUUGUUUGCACAAUGAUACAACUCAAGUUGCAAGAGUGCAGUGCUGUGCUGUCAUAUCUUAUAGUUAAAGCUUCCUUUAUACUUGGCUUUUAUUUGAUUUUGCCAUCCUAAGGCUUUUACUUGUAAAUUCUACUUGUAAGCCUUUAUACAACUCAAGUUGCAAGAGUGCAAGUUGCAAGAUUUUUU
This is a messenger RNA of Amaranthus tricolor (Joseph's coat), 1700 nucleotides long. RefSeq names its product E3 ubiquitin-protein ligase makorin. The record is from RefSeq and is a predicted model, not a curated record. NCBI's taxonomy places the organism in Eukaryota, Viridiplantae, Streptophyta, Magnoliopsida, Caryophyllales, Amaranthaceae. The coding region runs from base 241 to 1290 and encodes 349 amino acids. Gene Ontology annotation, biological process: protein polyubiquitination. Gene Ontology annotation, molecular function: metal ion binding; ubiquitin protein ligase activity. The transcript is spliced from 7 exons.